CACAGAGACAGCCUCCGACGACUGUACGGCGGACCUGGCUGUAGUUUUCGUUUAAAAAAGAGAAGAAGAGGUACGUACAAGGACAGCGAUUACGGACAAAAUAUAUGACGUCCUUUGAGAUUAUUUGAGUUUGAAGAUCGGUCCCCUGUUGAUUCAGAUAGCAACGACAAGCAGGUAGUUCCAUAGAGGGAGGACAAGAGAGUGGAGUCAUGUCAGCCAGAGGGGGGAAGAAGAAGAGCACGAAGCUGUCCCGCUCAGCGCGGGCCGGCGUCAUAUUCCCGGUGGGCAGGAUGAUGCGCUACCUUCGCACCGGCACACACAAGUACCGCAUCGGCAUGGGCGCGCCCGUCUACAUGGCCGCCGUCAUCGAGUACCUGGCAGCUGAGAUCCUGGAGUUGGCCGGCAACGCCGCACGGGACAAUAAGAAGGGACGCAUCACACCCCGUCACAUCAAGCUGGCCGUGGCCAACGACGAGGAGCUCAACCAGCUCCUGCGAGCCGUUACCAUCUCCAAUGGAGGCGUGCUGCCCCGUAUCCACCCCGAGCUCCUGUCCAAGAAGAGGGGCGGCCGGGUCAAGGUGGAGCCCCAGGUCAUCGUGGCCGAGAAGACGAACCGCGGGAAGGGCAUGAAGAGGCCACCGGGCAAGAGGAACAAAGGGAAGCCAGGACGCAAGCCCAAGAAGAUCACAGAGAAUGACAAAGAGCCGAGCAGCAGCUCGCCCGCAGAUGACGGUCUGGGCGACGGCUUCACCAUCCUCUCCGCCAAGAGCCUCUUCCUCGGACAGAAGGUCUCCCUUACAGAGAGUGAAAUCGGUAAAAUCGGCACCAUCAAAGUGGAGGGAAUCAUCAACCCCACCAACGCUGAGAUCGACCUGAAGGACGGAUUCGGUACGGCACUGGAGAAAGCAGGAGGCAGAGAGUUUCUGGAGGCAGUAAAAGAGCUGAGGAAAUCACAAGGCCCCCUGGAGGUGGCCUCAGUGCUGGUGAGCCAGGCGUCCGGUAUGGCGGCUCGUUUCGUGAUCCACUGUAACGUGCCUCCGUGGGGUUCGGACAAGUGUGAGGAGCAACUGGAGAAGGCCGUCAAGAACUGCCUCUCCGCCGCCGAGGAGAAGAAGCUCAAAUCAGUCGCCUUCCCUCCACUCCCAUCCGGCAGAAAUGGUUUCCCCAAGCAGACAGCAGCCCAGCUCAUCCUGAAGGCCAUCUCCAGUCACUUUGUUAGCACGACGACCUCCUCUCUGAAAAACAUAUACUUUGUGCUGUUUGACAGCGAGACCAUCGGCGUCUACCUGCAGGAGUUGGCCAAGCUAGACGCCAAGUGAGGAGAGCCAACCAAUCACAGCGCUUCAUUCCUGCGUUUUUGUUUUUUAUUUUUGUUCGUUUUGUUUUGAUUUAUAACGUUUUGGCGGUUGCCAUGGAGAUUCCAGAUAGACGUUUCUGCAGAUGGCAUUGUGUUCGAUUGAAGAUUCCGUACGUAGAUGUGGUUUUUAAAGGAGGGGUUAAAAAAAAAGAAAGUCUUUUUUGACAAAUGUUUUGAGAAAGGAUAUUUGUGAGUGUUGUACUGUGUUUUGCCUUUAUGUUCCACUGUUUUCUCUCUUGUGAGGAUGCUCAUGUGUGUAGGAUAGAUUAAACAGACCCACCCAACCCCCCCCCGUCCUGAACCCCUGCACUUGACAUUGUAUUCUUAGAUGAUUUGACAUUCCAUGUACAAAGUUCAUGUCUGGAGAUCUGAUGUUUUCUUCUCAUGGUUUUCCUCAGAUGCUCUGUGUAGUUUCUGAUAAAAUUAGUUUACUAAGAAAAAAAAAAAAACGUUUCUCAUACUGGUUUGAAAUAAAAUCUUACAAUUUUACACCAUA
Molecule: messenger RNA, 1853 nt
Organism: Alosa sapidissima (American shad)
Lineage: Eukaryota; Metazoa; Chordata; Actinopteri; Clupeiformes; Clupeidae
Product: core histone macro-H2A.2
Exons: 10
Coding region: 210-1319 (369 amino acids)
Cellular component (GO): nucleosome
Molecular function (GO): DNA binding; structural constituent of chromatin; protein heterodimerization activity
Source: RefSeq, a predicted model, not a curated record